CGGCCACAAUAAUCCGUUUUAUAGAGGAAUUCAACCAUACGUUGAACAAUACUGCGUCUUUUUCCGGGAAGUCGAGCUCGAAGUCGAUCGAUUCCUGAGCUUUUCAGUCUACAAUGCCCUUCCGUGCCCCGGCAUUGGUUGAACGCUAUUCCACAAUGGAUAUCUUGCAAAAUAUCUUUGGGUGUUUUGGAGCUCAAAGUGUUGGGCUUUCCGCCGACCAGCACAGUACCCACCCAACGCCAGCCGAUGAAAAAGAACUUGCCCGCUCGUUCCUCUCCGUUCUGUUCAAUACAGAAAAGCCCGGUCGAGACCUCGAGACUCGUCUUCGAAACAUUGUAUACACAAACAGGUGGUAUGAGGGACUUGCAAAGCGCAUCCUGGACGGCCUUGUUGCCGCAAUGCAGUCCGGAAAAGCCAUGAGUGGGGCAAUGAAAGAAACGUAUGACAAAACACUCGCUAUCGCCGGUGACUUUACGAAAGAACAUCCUGUUCUUAUUGCAGCCAUACUUACAGUCGUGGCUAUUGGAAUAUCGGUUAUCUUGCACCCUGGGUUGUCGAGGUCUUGGGUUCGGAGAGUUUGGACCAGCUGAAGGUUCAUUCGCCCCUUUUGGGCACUCUACGUUUCCUGACGUCGAGGCUGGCUGGCUCGGUAUGAAAUGGGGAAAGGUUUGGCUGUGCACCAUUCUACCAGCCAACAGUGUUGCUCGACACACUCCUCAGGAAAAAACAAUUUUAGAGACGGACGAUGUCGUUCCGGCUCGUCAUUUGCCAACGCCCACAGAAUCAUGCCCAACUAGAACAAACCUGGCAUCUCCCCAAUGUAGAACGAGUUAGGACGGUCGAUAAUCUCUAGAGGCUCCC
Exophiala oligosperma is the source of this 861-nucleotide messenger RNA. RefSeq lists its product as uncharacterized. NCBI's taxonomy places the organism in Eukaryota, Fungi, Ascomycota, Eurotiomycetes, Chaetothyriales, Herpotrichiellaceae. Bases 114 to 590 code for a protein of 158 amino acids. The record is from RefSeq and is a predicted model, not a curated record. The transcript has 2 exons.